Molecule: messenger RNA, 1209 nt
Organism: Cutaneotrichosporon cavernicola
Lineage: Eukaryota; Fungi; Basidiomycota; Tremellomycetes; Trichosporonales; Trichosporonaceae
Gene: fma1
Exons: 5
Coding region: 1-1209 (402 amino acids)
Biological process (GO): proteolysis
Cellular component (GO): cytosol
Molecular function (GO): metalloaminopeptidase activity
Source: RefSeq, a predicted model, not a curated record
AUGCUCUGCACCGGAUGCCAAGUAAAGGAGGCCUCGCGCCUCGAGUGCCCCAGCUGCAAGAAGCUGGGCAUCAAUGGCAGCUUUUUCUGCGACCAGGCCUGCUUCAAGAACAACUGGGGAACACACAAGAUCGUGCACAACAUUGUCAAGAUGAGCGCAGAUGCUGAGAGCGACAAGAACUCGACGCUGCCUGCCAACAUGCGCAACUACCCUUUCACAGGGACUAUGCGGCCCGUGUACCCGCUGUCUCCGAGGCGCGCAAUCCCAAAGGGCAUCAAGAAGCCAGACUAUGCCGAUGACCCCAACGGCUUCAGCCCAUGCGAGGCUGUGCGCGAACGCUCCAUCAGGGUGCUCAACGCGCAGGAGAUCGAGGGCAUGCGCAAGGUGUGCAGACUGAGUCGCGAGGUGCUCGACUACACUGCGAGCUUCAUCCGCCCCGGCAUCACGUCAGACGAGCUCGACGCCAUCUGCCACCAGGCCUCAAUCGACCGCGACUGCUACCCUUCGCCCCUCAACUACUCCAAGUUCCCCAAGAGUGUGUGCAUUUCCAUUAAUGAGGUCAUCUGUCACGGUAUCCCCGACCAGCGGCCGCUGCAGGAGGGCGAUAUUGUCAACCUCGAUGUGUCGCUGUAUCACGGCGGCUUCCACGGCGACUUGAACGCCACUUACCCCGUCGGCAAGGUCAACCAGGAGAGCCUGGACCUCAUGGCGGCGACGAAGAAGUCGAUGGAUGAGGCGAUCAAGAUCUGCAAGCCUGGUGUGCCGUACCGCGAGAUUGGAAACAAGAUUGAGUCCAUCAUCAAACCCACAGGCUACUCCAUCGUGCGCCGGUACACAGGCCACGGUAUCCACUACCAAUUCCAUUGCGAGCCCAACGUUGUACACUACGGCAACUCGAAGAUGCCGGGCCGCAUGGAGGCCGGGCAUGUGUUCACUAUUGAGCCGAUGAUCAACCUCGGCACGGCCAACCUCGACCACUGGCGUGACGACUGGACGGCAGUCACGCUCGACGGCCGUCGUUCAGCCCAGUUCGAGGAGACGAUCCUCAUCACCGAGACGGGCUACGAGAUCCUUACCCGCCUGAGCGCGAGCGCGAAGAAGAACAAGAAGAAGAAGGCCAAGAAGACUGGCGCUGUUAACGGGACGCCAAAUGACACCGACGCCGACGCAGACACGCCCACCACCGGCACACCCGCAGCGACCGACUAG